Molecule: messenger RNA, 1481 nt
Organism: Zonotrichia leucophrys gambelii
Lineage: Eukaryota; Metazoa; Chordata; Aves; Passeriformes; Passerellidae
Gene: TMPRSS3
Product: transmembrane serine protease 3
Exons: 13
Coding region: 1-1434 (477 amino acids)
Biological process (GO): proteolysis
Cellular component (GO): membrane
Molecular function (GO): protein binding; serine-type endopeptidase activity
Source: RefSeq, a predicted model, not a curated record
AUGACUUCCCAGGAAGAGGUUCAAGAGACAAAUCCCACUACUGGAAGUCUUGAAGUCAUCUCCGUUACAGAAGAUGAACCGCCAGUACCGCAAAUUCAGUUUACCUUCAAAAGAUUCUUCUUCAUACCACAAGCAAGAGUGGACCCGAGUGCAGAUGGAUCUGGAGAUAUUGAACCACCUUCAAUGUGCCAUGCUCUUGUCUCCCUAAAAUACUUCCCAUACAUCUUUGGUUUAUUCCUUGCAGUAAUCCUAGCAGUUGCCAUUGGCCUGGGUGUCCAGUACAACUGCAUUGGGAAGUUUCGCUGUCGCUCAUCCUUUAAGUGCAUCCAGAAAUCAGCCAGGUGCAAUGGUGUCUUCAACUGUAAAGAAGGGGAGGAUGAGUACAGAUGUGUCAGGCUGAGUGGGAAGAGGGCAGUGCUGCAGGUGUUCGCCCUGGGCUCCUGGCGCACCGUCUGCUCCGACGACUGGAGGGCAGAGUAUGGCAACAGCACCUGCAAGCACCUGGGCUUCUCAAGUUAUGUGAGUUCAGGUUACCUGCCCGUGGAUGCAGUUGAGAAGCAGUUCCAAAGACAUUUCGUGUCCCUCGGCCACUGGCUCUCAGCUGAUCGAGUGACAUCCCUGCACAAUGCCACCAACCUCAGGGAGGAAUGCACUUCUGGCAAUGUGAUCAUCUUAAAAUGUUUGGCGUGUGGCACUCGGGCCAGCUACGGGCCGCGCAUCGUGGGAGGCAACGCGUCGUCACCGCGGCAGUGGCCGUGGCAGGUCAGCCUGCAGUUCCAGGGCCAGCACCUGUGCGGGGGUUCCGUCAUCACCCCCGUCUGGAUCCUCACAGCUGCCCACUGCGUCUACGACCUGUACCUGCCGAGCUCCUGGAGUGUCCAGGUUGGUUUUGUGACCCAGCAGGACACCAAGGCUCACCCACAUUCAGUGGAAAAAAUCAUUUACCAUCGGAAUUACAAACCCAAGACCAUGGGGAAUGACAUAGCACUGAUGAAACUGGCAGCACCUCUUGCUCUCAAUGGUCACAUUGAACCAAUCUGUCUGCCCAAUUUUGGUGAACAUUUCCCAGCAGGGAAAAUGUGUUGGGUAUCAGGAUGGGGAGCAACUGUGGAAGGAGGUGACACGUCUGACACCAUGAAUUAUGCAGGUGUUCCUCUGAUUUCCAAUGCAAUUUGCAAUCACAGAGAUGUCUAUGGUGGGAUCAUAACUUCUUCAAUGCUUUGUGCUGGUUUCCUGAAGGGAGGGGUGGACACCUGCCAGGGAGACAGUGGGGGCCCUUUAGCAUGUGAAGAUAUGAGUGUCUGGAAGCUGGUGGGCACUACCAGCUUUGGAGUGGGCUGUGCAGAGAAGAACAAGCCAGGGGUCUACAGCAGAACCACCUCCUUCCUGGACUGGAUCCACGAGCAGAUGGAGAGAGAAGAGCUGCAGACCUGAGGGAGUGGCCCUGCUCUGGGCUCCUGAAAACCCACACCACACUCCAG